CGCAGCUGACCUGAUCAGACCGGCAUCUGCCGUCAGGUGCACAGCAUUUCCCACACCCAGCUCGGCAGUACCACAGCAACCAUGGCGGACAACCUGAUUGGUACCUGGGAGUCAGUCAGUGCCGAAAACGUUGAUGCAUUUCUAGAUGCAGUAGGUGCGUCAGACUCGAAGCAGUUUGCCCGAGACAACAAGCCCAUACUCACUGUAGCCCGGGUGGACGGCGGCUGGAAACUGACCACGAAGAUAGGAGACAGGACCCGCGAUGUGAUUUUUCCCAUCGGCAAGGAGGUGGACACGGUAUCACUAAUGGGACACACGGUAAAGUCCGUUCUCACCGAGGAAGGCGGGCGACUGGUGGAGAUCCAGAAGUGGGACAUAGGUGAUGUCAAGGUGGUGCGAUCUCUUGAGAAUGACAACCUUGUCACUCAAACGUCCAUCAAAGAUGCCGUCGCUACCAUCAGGUUUAAGCGCGCCUAAUUAGCAGCAGUAACAGUAACAACAAUAAGAACGCACAGGUUAUGCGGCUAACAAGAAAUUCAAUAACCACCACUACCCUCAAAAUAUAAUUAAUCCCCUCAAACCACUGACUUGUUUUCUUUCUUUGUACAACAAAUCAUUGCUCUUCGCUAGACACUUCUGAUGUCUGAAAAUGUGUAAAAUGAUUUUUAAGCAAUUUCGUUUUCUCAUUAUUUUCUUUCCUUUUCUCCCUUAAAGGACUAGCGAGCGCACAGUUUUUGUUUUUUUUUUCUUUCAAAUAAUUAAGCUUAAAGGAAGUCACUAUUUCAGCAAAUCUCGGAGAAUACCUCACUUCUGUUCUUGAGAUGCACACCUACAAACAUCUCCAUGCACAUAAAGAGUUCAAAAUCGUGACGUCAUGUUUGUACACGGAUACGCCUUUUUAACACAUAAUCUCAACUUCCCCACUGGUAUUCACGGGUAUUUCGAGAAGAAAAUAGCUGGUAUUUGUCCACACUUGGGCGAAUUGUGUCUUCAACUAACCCUUACUCAAUCAUUCAAACAAACAGUGCGCUAACAACUCUUUUAAGGGAUAAUUAAUGUCAAGCUGGCUGGAUAGUAACUUCAGAUUAGAAAUCACAGGUGCGCGCUAGUGAUUACGUGACUUUCUGCUAACCAAUCACCUCAUUCCGAGUAACACACACGAGAAGCCUGAAUACCACAAACUAAUUUAAGACGAGAGGACCACAAUUGCUUUUUCCGGUCAGUUUCGUUAGAAGUCUCCUUUACUGGUGGUGAUAUGAAACUCGGCUAGAACACCACCGGCACCUGGAAUAUUCCGCCACCUGCAGAGCAAUCCACACUGAUGACAUCACUAAAUGUUGGCAGCAGGCACAUGCCACGAGUAAAAAAAAAGGUUCGAUUCCACCUCAUCGGCAUUUCUUGCCUGCAAGCUAUUUGCUGUCAGAAAAAAAUAAUGAGGACGAACAUGCAGACGGCACGUCCUGGAGACAGCUUACCGGAUGUGGCAUUUGCUCGUUUUCACCUGCAGCAUGAUCCCCGCAUGAAAUGACUCCCGACAUUUUCUAGCUGUCAAGCACUCCUACUUGUGCGGACAAGGUUCAACAUCGUUCACUGCUCUGCACUGCCGCGCAAACCAACUUGGUUUUUACGGGAUGUUUGUGUCGCUUACAACCACAACCGACAGCGCCUUCACUCGUCAUCGACUGACCGGAAAUGACACGUGAAUGACAAGACUCCUUCACUCCCACCACGUGUUCUUAACAUGCAAAGCGAUGCGAGGAAACAGAUGCAGAGGAUCCAACCGUUUUUAAUGGCCUUCUUGUUCCGGCUAAUUACUAAUUUGAGAAUGACAACUUUGUCACUGUAAGUUGCAAGUUUCAAGGCGAUCGUGUUUUUUCUUCAUACUGCUGAUCAAAGUUUGCUAAAGAUUUUAUUUAACAUGCUUCAGGUAAUUUUUGUACAUGUUUUUGCAGUUAUGUAUAAAUUAAUAACAUUGUGACAUCGGUGACAUGGUAAUGCUUUUUGUAUAUAACUUAUUACUUUCAUGAAUUGCUAUAUUAUUAUGUGAAAUAUAACCUAUUACUUUCUGUACGCUUUAUUUGUUUGCCUCCGAAGUCAGGGAAAGAAUACCUCUUCACUAACAAAAACACUUUCGAUCUUUAAAAAGCCGCUAAGCGUUAAAGAGAUAUCAUUUCAGUUGCCAAUGAGAAGACAAUCCCUACAGGAUAGAGUAAUUUAUUCUGGUUCUCUAUUCCCGAAAUAUAAGAUUACAGAUUAUGACUUCAUGUCAUCUGAGGGAAGUAAAUUAUCCCCCUAAAUAAAUAUGGGGUUAGCGAGAAGAUGAGAAGGAAGACCAACAAUUAAAAGUGAUGUUCAGAUUUCCCAUUUCCCAGCGGUCAGACGGCGCCUGAGGCUGUGCCUCACAAGUCUACCAUUGUGAACAGACUCACAAACAAGGCGGCGUUCACGCACACCUCAUAAUCGCCAGGCAACACUACCAAGUGGACAGCUUGUCGCAGUCCUACUCUUCUGUACUCUAGUGCCAAACGUGUUGGGAGUUAUUGUGGUUUGUGAGCACCAUGAGUUACCUAAUUAGAAGACUUACUUUCUUUGCGAAACCUUUGUCAGGUCCGAUUACGCUGCACAGAAGCCGCUGUGAAGAAGAGCUAGGUGUGUAAUGAUCGUAAGAGGAAAGGCUAUGAGCAGAGUUAAUCGAAUGGAUUAAUCUAGAGUAGUUGUUGACAUCUGUCCUGGGCGCUUUCAUGGGUGCAAACUGUCGCUAAAAGGAAUGGAGGAGCUGAAGGAUUCAGCAGUGAGACGUCCUAAUUUGAAAGGUCGAGAAGAGACAACUCCGCUUAAUAUUCUCAAUGCCUGCAUGAGCUUUUGGUUUUGGUAAUUAUUGUACCAGCUAUUUUCUGUUUGAGUUAACAGGAUACCUUUGUUCUGACAUCUUGCUUUUUUAAUUAUAGAUGGAAUAUUUGUAUGACCAAAAUACCGCCGAUAAAUGUGCUUUUAAAUUUUA
Molecule: messenger RNA, 3001 nt
Organism: Pomacea canaliculata
Lineage: Eukaryota; Metazoa; Mollusca; Gastropoda; Architaenioglossa; Ampullariidae
Product: fatty acid-binding protein, adipocyte-like
Exons: 4
Coding region: 82-477 (131 amino acids)
Biological process (GO): fatty acid transport
Cellular component (GO): cytosol; nucleus
Molecular function (GO): fatty acid binding
Source: RefSeq, a predicted model, not a curated record